Sphaerodactylus townsendi is the source of this 6829-nucleotide messenger RNA. It is a transcript of the gene KCP, whose product is annotated as kielin cysteine rich BMP regulator. The transcript is spliced from 42 exons. Bases 312 to 6356 code for a protein of 2014 amino acids. Gene Ontology annotation, molecular function: protein binding. The record is from RefSeq and is a predicted model, not a curated record. NCBI's taxonomy places the organism in Eukaryota, Metazoa, Chordata, Lepidosauria, Squamata, Sphaerodactylidae.
UCCAAGCCCUGCAGAGCCCAAGAAAGAAAGCCCUCUUGAACUCUUCCCGGGGCCUCUGAGAUGCUGACUCUUGCCUCUUCCCUCCUCUUCUUUGCUCCAGCGUAGACUGCUUCCCCAGAACCAACCCUUACACACACACACACACACACACACAUCUGGCUAGACUCGGCCGCCCCUCGCGGAUGUUUCGGAGAUCAGCUGCCACCCACACUUCAGGCGCUGCAAACUUUGCCAGACUGGAGAAGAGCUUCCAUCUUCCUUCCCCGGGGCUCAGCUUCCAAUGAAUUUGGCUGCCCUGCAGCUCUGGGGACAUGCAGGGGUGGUGGCAGCUCUACGUGGCUCAGUGGGCAGCCCUGGCGGUCCACUGCGUGGGGCAGAGCCCUCCCGGGGACGAGGCGGAGCUGAACUAUUACGGUGACAAUGUGAUUGACCUUCUGGAGGCCCUCAACAUCACCCGCUCCGUCGAGGGCGUCACCAAGGCCAAGGGCCCCGAUCCAGGAAUGCCCGCUUGGAAGUUCCGCCAAAGGGUGCCCCACCUGACCCUCCCCUGGGACUACUCCGUCUACCUGCUCUCCACGGUGCAAGCCGCUCUGGGGUUCCAUUUCGUGGCCCGCCAGAGCCGUGGCUCGGAAGGCACCCUCGUCUCUCUGGUUUCUCCAGCCGCCACCAAGCGAGAUGGGCGCCCGCUGCUGCAAUUGGUCUCCAGCACCCGGGCAGAUCACCUCCGACUGGACUACCGCGCCGUGCACAACAUGGAACCUGCUUCCUUGGUCUUCCCCGGCAGCAACCCCUUCGCCCGUGGCCGCUGGGUCCGGCUGGCCCUCAACCUGGAGCCUCACCGCAUCUCCCUCUUUGUGGACUGCCAGGAGCCUGUCGUCUUUGAGAAGGUCGGUGGGGAAGAGGUCCUCAGCCUCAUCCUGCCCCUCGAUCUGCAGAUCACCUUUGCCAGUUUGUCUGGAGACAGGAGCAGCAAAUUCUUGGGCUACUGGCAGACGGCAGAGAUCUCCCCCAGCGGCUUCCCACACCAUCCCUGGCACUGCGAAAACCUGCCAGAACCUGAGCCGCUGCCUUUGCCCUACGCCGUGGCGGAAGAGCACUAUGUGGGUUUUCCAGGACAGUACCUCUCUCAACUGGACUCCUCUCCGCCUGCUGAGCCGCUGGCCCUCACGGACAUCCGCCAUUACCAGCGGGAGCCCAGCGAAUCCGAUUUCCCAUCCCCGGGGGUUGCGCAGUCCGGCCCCGGCAGCCCAGAAGAGAGGAUCCGGAGGCUGGAGGAACUUGUGGACGGACUUGGGACCAUGCUGGAUAUGGUGAAAGAGCAGAAUUCCAACCUGCUGGGCCGGGUGAAGUCCCUGGAAGAGUGCGAAUGCCGGCCACUGACCUGCCUUUGGGAAGGACGGCGCUACGCAGACGGCACUUCCUGGGAGCAAAACCCCUGCACCACUUGCCUGUGCGUGCGGGGCAAGCCGGAGUGUUCGCUGAGACACGACCGCCCACUUUGCCUGGGUUGCACAAACGGCAAAAAGGAAGGCGAGAUCUGGGCCCCCGAGCCGUGUCAGACUUGCCGGUGUGAGGGUGGCACAGUCUCUUGCAAGAUGGAGGACUGCCCCCCACCUGCGUGCCAACACCCCUUUGUGCCCGAGGGGAAAUGCUGCCCGGGGUGUGGCGGCUGCCUGUACAAGGGGCACCACCUGGCAGAUGGGCAGAGCUACCUGGGGGAGUCAUGUCUCCAAUGUACCUGCAAGGCGGGCACCGUGCAAUGCCUAGCAGUCCAGUGCCCGGAGCUGACAUGCCGGGAACAUCACGUGCCACCGGGGGACUGCUGUCCAGUUUGCCGUCCAGGCUGUGAGUAUGAAGGGCGCCGCUAUCAAGAGGGAGAGGUCUUUGUGGCUGAAUCCAACCCCUGCGUGAACUGUUCCUGUCUGAGAAGCCUCGUCCGGUGCCACCCAAUCCGGUGCCCCUUGACCCGCUGCUCCAAGCCCAUCGCACAGCCGGGCCAGUGUUGCCCCAUCUGCCCAGCUUGCGAGCUGGAUGGACGUCCCUUGGAACCCGGACAGAAGGGCCUCUCUGCGGAUGGGUGUCGACGCUGCUCCUGCUCUGAAGGGGAGCUGCUCUGCGUCCCGGCUCAGCAGUGCCCCAAGACUUGCGCCCACGGAGUGCCCCCCGCGGCCGGCUCCUGCUGCCCGGAUUGUUCCAGUUGCCUGUUCCAAGGAAGGCUCGUUCCCAGCGGAGUGGAAUUCACCGGCCACCAUCUUUGCGAGCGCUGUGUUUGCAAGGGCGGGAACGUUGUCUGCUCCCAGAUCACUUGCCCAAAGCUGGACUGUACCUCAAGAGAGGAGGUGGCUGGAAAAUGUUGCCCCCGCUGCCAAGGCUGUGUGGACGGAACCAGCCGAUAUGAGCACGGAGAGGAAUGGACCCCCACCACGGACCCUUGCCUGAAAUGCAAGUGCCUGGAAGGCAAUGCCGCCUGCAAGCGGAGGCAGUGUGCCAGCCUGUGCCGCCACCCAGCCCGCCCUCGUUGGGGAUCCUGCUGCCCUGUUUGUGAUGGUUGCCUAUGGGAAGGACGGGAGUAUCGCAGUGGAGAUCCAGUGCCGAGCGCCGACCCUUGCAAGCGGUGCAGAUGUAGGGCCGGGGAGGUCUCCUGUGAGCGGCUGGAUACAGACUGCCCCCCAGCACCCUGCAGCCACCCUGGCAAAGUGCCCGGCCAGUGCUGCCCGACCUGUGAUGCUUGUGAAUUUGAAGCCCGCCUGUACCCGAACGGAGAGACCUUCACUCCUGGUGAGGGCAGCCCCUGCCUGCAAUGCACUUGCACAGAUGGCCGCAUUCACUGCCAGGAGGAGAUCUGUCCCCCCAUUACCUGCUCCCGGCCCGUCCAAGACUCGGAGCGCUGCUGCCCACUCUGCAAAGUUUGUGUCCUCGAAGGUGUGGAGUUCGAGGAAGGCACCAAUUGGGAGCCAGAAGGGGAUCCCUGCAGCACUUGUGUCUGCCUCCAGGGGGAGCCAGUGUGCAGUGCCAUCCAGUGCCCACCUGUCCUUUGCAAGCAUCCUGCCCAGCUUCAAGGGUCCUGUUGCCCAUCCUGUCAGCAGUGCUCCUAUAAACAGCGGCUCUACAAUAACAGGCAAGAGUUUGUGGACCCAGACAACGCUUGCCAAAGCUGUCUGUGUACGGAUGGCACAGUUCUGUGCUCCCCCACAGUGUGCCCACCAGUGGUUUGCCCCCACCCAGAGAAGAGGCUUGGACUCUGCUGCCCCAAAUGUCCAGACUGCACUCUUGACAACCGUGUGGUUCUGGACGGAGAGGAGCUCCCCAACCCGCAGAAUCCCUGCCAAGCUUGUUUAUGCACCCAUGGCGAGCUUUCCUGCACGGAGCGGCACUGCCCCGGCGCUCUCUGCGCCCACCCCUUGCCAGGAUCCUGUUGUCAGAACAACUGCAACGUCUUUAGAGGGGACGUGUCCUGUGUGCCCCGCCUGUGCCCUGUGGCGCCCUGCCCACACCCGUUGUGCGACCCCUGCGGCUGCCCCAUGUGCGACGGCUGCAGCUUCCACGGUCGAGACUGCGGAGAGGGGGAGCGCUUCCCAGACCCCCAAGACGCCUGCCGCCAGUGCACCUGCUCGGGUGGCACCGUGACAUGCUUGCCCACCCCGUGCCCACCAGCGGCUUGCAAGAACCCAGUCGCUCUGCCUGACCAGUGCUGUCCCAAAUGCAUGGGAGUCUGCCACUCCCAGGGGCGUCUCUACCAGAGCGGCGAGACCUUCACUUCCCUGCAAGACGCCUGCCAGACUUGCACGUGCUUGGCGGAAGUGGUGACGUGCCAGCCGAAGUCCUGCCCGCAGCAAUGUUCCCACCCCGUGUCCCCCAUCGCCCCAGCCUGCUGCCCGACCUGCGACAGCUGCCUAUAUGAGGGCCAGAAGCAUGCCAACCGACAAACCUUCGUCCCGCCCUCUGAGCCCUGCCAGCGCUGCAGUUGUCUGCACGGGAACGUGGCCUGCACCCCCCUUAUCUGUCCUCCAGCCCCUUGCGCCAGCCCCCUCCACAGGCCAGGCCACUGCUGCCCACAGUGCCCCGUGUGCCAGCAUGCAGGCCAGGAGUACCCCGAAGGUGCCCAGUGGAUCUCAGCCUUGGAUCCCUGUCAGCAGUGCUCCUGUGUGAAUGGAGAGCCUUCCUGUGAGCCGGUGCCCUGUAAAGACCCGCUCUGCUCCCACCCAGCUCUGGGCCCUGGGCAAUGCUGCCCGCUGUGCCACGACUGCCUCUUCGAGGGGGAGCUGUACACCAACGGGCAGGCCUUUAACCCCGAGUCUUGCCUCCAGUGCAGCUGCCAGGACGGAAAUGUCCGCUGUGAUAUGAUCCAGUGUCCCGCCACAAGUUGCUCCCACCCGGUGACAGAGCCUGGAGUCUGUUGUCCCCGCUGUAAAGGCUGCGUGUACGAGGGCCGGGAGCGCCCGGAUGGCAGCCGCUGGCUUUCCUCUUCGGUGCCCUGCAUGGCCUGCAUGUGCGUGGACGGCGUGGCCACCUGUGCCGAGAUCGUCUGCAUCAGCUCUUGCAUCAAUCAGAUCAAGGUCCCCGGGGAGUGCUGCCCGCUCUGUGCAGCUUCCCCUGGGACCCAGACCUGGGUUGUGAAGCUGUGCCCCUGGUCUUCUCUUUCUCAUCCUGGAAGGCCGGGUGUUGUGUACUGGGCCACAGUAUUCCAGUUCAGAAAGAAGGGUGAAUUCUCUCUCACACGCGUGCCAGCCUCUACAAGCAGAGCAAAUAAACUGUGGAGGAAAUAUUCUCCGAGAAGGAUCCUUCACACUCCCUCUGCCUCUUCGAAUGCUGGUUCAGCCCAGAUGUGUCUGUUUUCGUUGCAGGAUCUGACCUGGGUUUGUGUCCACCAAGGAUGUCCACUGCUGAGCUGCCCGACUGCCGAGCAGUUCACCCCUCGUGGCGCCUGCUGCCCCAUCUGUGACGAAUGCCUGAUCGAAGUCGACGGGCGACGGGCGUCUGACGGCGAGACCUGGAGGGACAGCGUUGAUGAUUGCGUCACCUGCUCAUGCAGUUUAGGCCACAUCGAGUGCCAUAUCCAGGAAUGUGUCCCUGUGGUGUGCCCGGAGGGCCAGGCGAAAGUGCAGACUCCGGGACGCUGCUGUGCCCAGUGCCAAGAUCCCGGGGGUAGCUGCUCCCACCACGGCCGCACCUUCCAGCCCAACGAGCAGUGGCAGGUGGACGAAUGCACAACCUGCUCUUGUAUCUCUGGGGAGGUGCAUUGCAACAGCAAGAGAUGCCCUCCAGUUGUCUGUGCUGCGGAUGAGACCCCAGCCUGGUUCCCUGGCAUGUGUUGCCCACACUGCGUGCCCCGCCCUGCCACCUGCGUGGCCUUUGGUGACCCACACUACCGCACUUUUGACGGCAAGAUGGUUCACUUCCAGGGGACCUGCACAUAUGUUAUGGCCCAGGACUGUGAUGGAGGAGACUUCAGCAUCCACGUGACCAAUGACGACCACGAGCGCACGGGGGUGUCCUGGACCAAGGAAGUGAUGGUGUUGAUUGGCAAUGUCGCUGUGCAGCUGUUGCAGGACCGGGUUGUCAUGGUAGACUCCCAGACCGUGACCCUCCCCUUCCUCAAGGAACCUCACCUGUACGUCGAGCUAAAGGCCAACACCCUCCUGCUCAACACCAACAUCGGCGUGAAGGUUCUCUGGAAUGGCCGCUCCCACCUGGAGGUCAGCGUGCCCGGCACGUACAAAGGGCGCACGUGUGGGCUUUGCGGCAAUUUCAACAGCUACCCCCAGGACGACCUGCGCCUCCGGUCCGGGCAUCUCACCUUGUCUGAGGCUGCCUUUGGCAACAGCUGGAAGGUGGUCAGGGCCAACGCCACGCAACAAGGCAGGUGUGCCGACGGGCUGGACGUGGACCCCUGCAAAGAGUCCGGGUACCGCUCCCUCAAAGAAGCCAACACCCGUUGCAAGGUGCUGAAGUCGCCGCCGUUCGAGCGCUGCCACGCCGUCGUCCCCCCGGAGCCGUUCUUCGCCUCCUGCGUCUAUGACCUGUGUGCCUGUGGGAUCGCCGGCAGCGACGAGUGCCUCUGCGAGGCCUUGGAAGCCUAUGCCGCUCAGUGCCGCCAUGCUGGGCUGGUGCUGCAUUGGCGGUCGCCCACGCUCUGCGCUGUGGGCUGCCCCCAAGACAGGGGCUACGUGUUUGAUGAAUGCGGACCACCCUGCCCCAAGACCUGCUUUAACCACGCCGUGCCCCUGGGGGUGCUGGAAUCCCACUGCUUCAAACCCUGCGUGCCCGGCUGCCAAUGCCCUGCCGGGUUGGUGGAACAUGAAGCGCACUGUAUCCUGCCUGAGGCCUGUCCUCGCGUCAUCUAUGGCACCCUCUGAGCCGCGGUCGGACUGGGUUGGCCCCGGGGGAGGCAUGCAGCCAUCCUCGGAAGACUGGAGGGACUUUGGAGCGACCUUCUGCGCUCUUCUGGAGGAUCUACGAAUAGCCAAACAACGCCCGCUUCCUUUCCGUCGAGAGAACGUCGAGCCGUCUCCGCAGGGGCGGAUCCUGGCAGAUCUCUCGUUUCUGUUAGGCCCCUUCCGCACACGCAAAAUAAUGCGUUUUCAAACCACUUUCACACCUGUUUGCAAGUGGAUUUUGCCAUUCCGCACAGCUUCAAAGAGCACUGAAAGCAGUUUGGAAGUGCAUUAUUCUGUAUGUGCGGAAUGAGCCUUAGAAGAGUGAUUCUGGUCCUCAUCUGGGGAGAGAAAGAUGGAAACCUCUUCCUUCAGUGCCUAAAAGGAAAAAAAUGUCCAAGACAAGCCAAACAUUUGAACCGUGAAGCCACAAUAAAUUAUUUCAAAAAAACCUA